UCUCCGCAGCCAUGUCGAGAAGAGCCAAGCUCGACUUUUCCGAGGUGGAAAGUUUCCUGGAUAACCACCCGGAUCUUUUCGAAGACUAUCUCCUGAGGAAAGGGAAAGCCAGCGCCGUGCAGAAGUGGCUCAAGCUGCAGCAUCAGACCAAGGCGCCCGCGGCGCCCCCGACUCCCAUCUCGGAGGAGAAACCCAUCACCGCCUCCAAGGAGUGCUGGACCACCAGAGGCGAUGGGCUGCAGAGGAGACCCUCGCAGAAAGAACUCAGGAAAACUUUCGCCAGGUCCAAAGCUCUGACUGUCAACAGGACUUACGACGAGCAUGUGAACUCCAGGGACAAGGAGCCCCUGUCCAGCAUGAGGAGGAGAGCUCUCUUGAGGAAGGCCAGCUCCUUGCCUCCCACCACAGCUCACAUCCUGAGUGCACUGCUGGAAUCCAGGGUCAACAUCCCCCAAUACGCCUCCAGAGCCAUCGACUACAAAUACGAAGUCAAGGACACCAACGAGAGGGAGUUCUUCCUGGAACUGGUCAAAGACAUCUCCAAUGACCUGGACUUGACCAGCCUGAGCUACAAGAUCCUGAUAUUUGUCUGCAUCCUGGUGGACGCCGACCGAUGUUCCUUGUUCCUGGUGGAAGGCACUGCCAACAAGAAGACCCUGGUGUCCAAAUUCUUCGAUGUGCACGCAGGCACCACCGUGCUCCCCUCGUCCAGUGUGGAGAACUCCAACGAGGUGCAGGUGCCAUGGGGCAAAGGGAUCAUUGGGUAUGUGGCUGAACAUGGAGAGACAGUCAAUAUCCCUGAUACCUAUCAGGACAGUCGCUUCAAGGACGAAAUCGAUAAGUUGACAGGAUACAAGACUAAGUCGCUUCUGUGUAUGCCGAUUCGAAACAGCGAUGGGGAAAUUAUCAGUGUUGCCCAAGCUAUAAACAAAAAUCCUGGAGGAGCUCCAUUCACUGAGGAUGAUGAAAAGGUGCUGGGGAUGUACCUCCCAUUCUGCGGGAUUGCGAUUUCGAACGCUCAGCUGUUUGCUGCUUCUAGAAAGGAGUACGACCGAAGCAGAGCUCUGCUGGAAGUUGUCAACGACUUGUUUGAAGAGCAGACAGACUUGGAGAAAAUCGUUCGGACGAUAAUGCAUCGCGCCCAGACACUGCUGAAAUGUGAGCGCUGUUCUGUGCUGCUCCUCGAAGACAUUGAAUCACCGGUGGUGAAGUUUACAAAAUCCUUUGAGCUCCUGUCACCCAAAUGCAGUGCUGAUGCCGAAAGCAGCUUAAAAGACAGCAUAGAAAAAUCAUUGUAUUCAGACUGGCUAAUUAACAACAGCAUCGCUGAACUUGUAGCUUCCACUGGUCUUCCAGUGAAUAUCGGUGAUGCAUCAGACCCACGGUUUGAUGCAGAAGCUGAUCAGAUUUCGGGUUUUCAUAUCCGAUCAGUCCUGUGUGUACCAAUAUGGAACAGUACGCACCAGAUCAUUGGUGUGGCUCAGGUCCUUAACAGGAUUGAUGGGAAACCCUUUGAUGAUGCUGAUCAACGACUCUUUGAGGCUUUUGUUAUUUUCUGUGGCCUCGGCAUCAACAACACAAUAAUGUACAACCAAGUGAAAAAAUCAUGGGCCAAGCAGUCGGUAGCUCUUGACGUCCUCUCCUAUCAUGCCACAUGUUUGAAAUCUGAAGUGGACAAAUUUAAGGCAGCGAACAUUCCGAUCGUUACUGAACUCGCUAUUGACAAAUUCCAUUUCAAUGACUUCUCUCUUGAUAUGGACGGCAUGAUCACCGCAGCCCUGAGGAUGUUUAUGGAGCUGGGAAUGGUGCAGAAGUUUAAAAUUGAUUACGAGACUCUGUGCAGAUGGUUAUUAACUGUCAGGAAGAACUAUAGAACGGUUCCUUAUCACAACUGGCGGCAUGCGUUUAAUGUGUCCCAGUGCAUGUUUGCAAUGCUGACAACAGCAGGUUUUCACGAAAUUCUGACAGACACUGAAGUUCUUGGUCUGAUGGUCGGCUGCCUGUGCCACGACCUGGACCACAGAGGCACCAACAAUGCUUUCCAGGCAAAGAGUGGCUCUGCCCUGGCACAGCUGUAUGGCACCUCGGCUACUCUCGAACUUCAUCACUUCAAUCAUGCAGUCAUGAUUCUUCAGAGUGAGGGUCACAAUAUCUUUGCCAGCCUAUCCUCUGGGGAAUAUAGUGACAUCAUGCAGCUUUUGAAACAAUCCAUCCUGGCAACAGAUCUCACUCUCUACUUUGAACAACGAAUGAACUUUUUCGAACUGGUGAAAUCAGAAGAGUACAACUGGAAUGUAAAGGAUCAGCGAGGAGUACUCAGGUCAAUGUUGAUGACAGCCUGUGACCUAGGGGCUGUGACGAAGCCGUGGGAGAUAUCACGACAGGUAGCUGAACUGGUUACCAGUGAAUUCUUUGAACAAGGAGACAGAGAAAGAGCGGAGCUGAAACUCAUCCCUUCAGCCAUUUUUGAUCGCAACAGAAAAGAUGAACUGCCAAGCCUGCAGUUGGAAUGGAUUGAUGGGAUAUGUCUGCCCCUCUAUGAGGCUCUCGUGCGAGUGAACCCGAAGCUCAAGCCGAUGCUAAACGGGAUAACAGGGAACAGGUCCAAGUGGGAGGAAAUGCACCAAAAGGGACAGAUGUCCCAGGAAGGUAGUGACACCUCCAGCUGUAGUGUGUCUGUGCCAGACAGCAGCUAGAAGUCGAGAUGUGGUUGGCAAGGAUGAGCAAUCUCCCUGACGUGGCUGCUGUUCAGAUGGAUUAAUACAUUCUCCCGUUGUGCUUUGCAAGGGCGAUUGCUAAUGCUCAAGCCCCGGUGAGCUGCUGCUGCACAGAACGGAAUCCCUCAAUUCACAAUUAAGAGGGAAAGCAACAAAAUA
Messenger RNA from Callorhinchus milii (elephant shark), 2876 nucleotides. It is a transcript of the gene pde11a, whose product is annotated as phosphodiesterase 11a. Gene Ontology annotation, molecular function: protein binding; 3',5'-cyclic-nucleotide phosphodiesterase activity. The record is from RefSeq and is a predicted model, not a curated record. Gene Ontology annotation, biological process: signal transduction. Lineage: Eukaryota; Metazoa; Chordata; Chondrichthyes; Chimaeriformes; Callorhinchidae.